This is a messenger RNA of Hemisphaericaspora subhashii, 1200 nucleotides long. It is a transcript of the gene SAS2, whose product is annotated as Sas2p. Bases 1 to 1200 code for a protein of 399 amino acids. The record is from RefSeq and is a predicted model, not a curated record. The transcript has a single exon. Gene Ontology annotation, molecular function: histone acetyltransferase activity. NCBI's taxonomy places the organism in Eukaryota, Fungi, Ascomycota, Pichiomycetes, Serinales, Debaryomycetaceae. Gene Ontology annotation, biological process: regulation of DNA-templated transcription.
AUGCUGUGUACAACUACUACCUCUAGUGCUAGCACGACUGCUACAGAUACUAGUGUUACCACUACCACCACUACCAUGCCAAACGAUCAACCAUCAUCAGGUAAAUCAACCUCAAGAAAGAAAAAGAAUAUUAUAAGUAAAGAGAACAAUUCAUACUAUGGACUUCUAAGUAGUCCCAAUAUCAAACGAGUAACAUUAGGAAAAUAUGAAUUUGAAACUUGGUAUGGAAAUGCUGCUUAUUUUAAUCCCAAUGAUGUGGCUCAUACUUGUUUAGGUUAUGAAUAUUCCAAUAAAGUCGCUCAAGAUCCAAGCUUAAGAAAACUCUUUAGAUCCAGUAGUGUCAAUAAUAACAAUAACAACAGCAACAACAACAACAAUCUAACUUCCCAACAGGGAGAGAAUGGGUUUCAAUAUUGGUUGGAUCAUUUAUAUGUAUGUGAGUAUUGUUUCAAAUACACUACCAAUGAACAAGAACUAAGCCAACAUGUCCAACUUUGCAAGUACAACAAACCACGUCCAACAAUUGGGAAACUAUUAUAUCGAGAUGACAUCCUGGGUCCAUAUAUGAUUCGAGAAAUCCAAGGGUUUAAAAAUACCUUAUUUUGUCAAAAUCUAUGUUUAUUCGGCAAGUUAUUCCUUGAUGAUAAAUCAGUUUAUUAUAGUAUAGAUCAUUUUAAUUUCUAUGUUUUAUACGGAUAUGAUCUUAGUGAUGAAUAUCCCCGAAAUUUCAAACCGAUGGGAUUCUUCUCCAAAGAAGUUCUAUCUUAUGAUAAUGACAAUAAUUUGGCAUGUAUUUGUGUAUUUCCUUCAUAUCAACGACGUCGACUCGGGUCAUUGUUAAUUGAGUUUCUGUAUGCAUUGGCUAGAGUAACUCCAGGUCAAUAUCGAAGUGGUCCAGAGUUCCCACUCUCACCAUAUGGGAAAGUAACAUAUUUACGAUUUUGGUCAAAGAAAUUGGCGUAUUUAAUACUUCAAAAGAAAAAGUUACAACAAGAAAUAACAUUGGUGGAACUAUCUAAUGAAACUGGGUUUCGAAAAGAGGAUAUUUUGUAUACUUUGGAGUAUACGCAAUGUUUACAUUUUGAUUCUAAUAAUGAUGUUCAGUUAUCGCUACCAAAUCUUGAGAAGUGGUGUUUAGAAAAUAGCAUUAAUCCAAGUCGGGAUAUACCUCUUCUAAAACAAGAGUGCUUGGUUAUAUAA